UUCAGAUGCUAAAACUAACUUGAACUAAUUUUAUCGUUGAAGCUUCAUCAAGUCUUACCGGUAGUCUGUUGUCACAACACUUAACGUAACACUGAGAUUCGCCAAUGUUGUUCCUGAUGGAGGACUGAUUCAGUCCUAACAUCCUGCUUUCUUCGUCAACACUCCAUUAAUCUAGCAGAUGACAAGGAAAUACAAUGAGUAACCUGGAACGGAGGUCACGGUCGCCAAGAAAUGAAAAGAUAGUUAUCUGCGACAUGUCUGGCGGCUGUUGGUAGAUAUGAGGCGUUCCUUAGCUUUGAGUCACUGGCAGCGCUAUUCACCACCGUCAGUCAGGGGAAGAACUUCUCUGUAUUCAUUCCAAGUAGAAACAUUUGCAAAACCGUGGCAGUAUCAAUGGUCUCAGUGUCCCGCUAGGGAGUCAGUGGGAGUCAUGAUACAGAAGCAACAGUUGUCCUUGGACUGUCUUCUAUCAUUCCUGGUGACCCUGUGUCUGGUUUUCCCUCAACAUGGCCUCGGCAGGGACGCCCUUCCACUCUUAAAGGUUCCCCAACCGGUCUGAAAACAACAAAGUUAGUGUUUUAUUACAGCGAAGGGAAAACUUUCAAUCAUUGCAUUGUGGCACCUUUGGUUAGCAGCCAAUUACUAACCUUCAUUACCUUAAUAGGCUUGUCGAGAUAACAGCCAAAUGGUCUAAUUCUGUUCAAAAACACGAAAGUUUGUUUUCCAUUGAAGUUGACACGAAACAUGGAAUAUUACACCUGUCCACCAUGUGACCACUGGUGCAUAACAGCUACAGAAGUAUACACAAAUCCCUGCUGAUACAACUGGAUACUUUCCUAAGCCUUGCAGUGUGAGCACCUUUAUGGCUGCCAGGCAUUUUGUAAACACAAGAAGUCUUGCCUGGCUUAAGAGUUCGUACGGAUCAUUCUCAGGUAGGCAGGUGUAACAAUGGAUCCAGGUGGUGUGCAACCCAGGCCUGAAUCCGCCCAUUCUGAAAGGUACACAUACAUGUCCAAACUCAAGGGCCAGACAAAGGAGGCCCCCCUGGAGACCAACCCCCCUACUUACGAAGAACACGUGAAACGUCGUACAGGCCAGAGCACCCCCUCACCCACCAAUACUUCACUCACACUGGGCCAGGGGGCACCAGAUGGCAAUAUUCUGCAUCAGGAAGACCAUGAAGGCAGGGGUGCAGAGAGUGAGGAGGAGGGCUACCUGAAGCCAACCCUUUCUAGGAAAACUGCGGCAGUGAAGCCUGCUCCUCGAGUAGAAGGAGGGACACAGAUGGAGAUGGCUGUACUACAAAAUCCUGCACAUGUCGGUAGGCAGGAGGCUGGACAAAGCCUCGGACAAAACGCUACGGUCAUGAUGCACGGACAGGAUAUUUUGAGAGUCACAGGCCAGUUGCAACCUGUUCCCAUGGGACUGCUACUUCGAGAGAGGCAAGGUGUGCCAAACAGCACACCUGCAGCACCUGAUGGACACCUGAUUCUACAGCAGCCGAGGGACAGGAGAAGCCUGCAGGGUGUGGAGAAUGUAGCCUAUCAUCAGUACGAGGAACUGCCUAACAGGGAGGUAGACCUUGGGGGUGUGGUCCUGGGGGUAGGAGGACAGGGAGGGGGGUCUGACGGCCCACAGGAGUCCCCCUACGCACAGAUUGGAGAGUUGGAGAGGACUUCGAAGAGAAAGCCCAACCCCCUGUACAUAUCAGGCAGACCAGCCCGGCGCAGGAGUAUAGAGAAGGGCCCCGGUGGUUGGUGUGGCCGGUGUCAGGACCAGUGGAGAGGCUACCUCAUCCCUGUUCUACUGUUCCUCUUUUGUGUGGUCGCCUUACUGCUGGCCUUACUCGCCCUCACAAAUGCAGUCUCACCACAAGGUGCUGCUGACCAGGGAGCGGAUCCAGGUGGCACAGCUGCGCAGACAGGUGACACCUGGAACACGUCAGUCCUGACCAGCCAGCUGGCAGCUGCACUGGACAGGAUACAGCACCUGGAGAUGCAGAAUCAGCAGCUUGUUGCACAGCUCAGUGUCCUGGACAAUCAGACCAUGGUCAGACAAGAUGACUUACAAAAUCAGCUGACUGAGCUGGAAAGGAAGCAGGACAUGAACCUGCAAAACCUGACCUAUGCAGUGGGAAGGCAAGAUGAAGUGCUCCAAGCCACUGUACAGCAGAUAUCUGCAGUGCGUGACUCUCUACAGACAGACCUGAGCCGGCUGAACUCCAGCGUGAUGGAGGAACUGGACACAGUCAGCAAGAUGGAGGGUCCAGAGGGACCACGUGGGUUCAACGGCAGCCAGGGGGCUCAGGGACCACGUGGGCCAGUUGGUUCAGCAGGGCCUUCUGGAGUGUCCAGGUUGGAUGAGUGUGAGUUCUGGGACCACAGCAGCAGCUCUGACUUUCUGGCACAGACAGAACUGGACUGGCUCAGGCCAGAAGCAAACCACACCAUGCUGGGCGUCCACUGUGCCACGGAGGGAGGGACUUACACACAGCUGGAACACAGAACCCAGCAACAGGGAGUGUCUGAGUACAGAUGUGUUUGCUACGGACGGAUAAAUGAUGACUUCUCAAAUCGCAGGUGUACAAUCAACUGGUGGCAGUGUCCCACUACAUAGCAUCACUCGUGACCUUUGCAGAACAGAACAAGACUAUAGACCGGUUGCAAUAUUGUUUCUUUUGUUUUUUACACAACUGAUCUUGUCGUAGAAUUGCACUAUGAUUUGAUGUUUUUAUCUGCAGUGUGAUGUCUUAAUGUAAUACAUGUUGUCAGUGGCAUGUUAACAAUGAUUCCAACUUACUUGCCAAAAUGUAAACACAUUGUGAAUAUAUUCAAUCUUGCCAGUAUGUAUGUAAUUGAUAUAUGUACAUUAUGCAUGCAAUACAUAUAAAUGUAUUUUGUGUAAAAAGUGGGAUACCACAGAAUUCUUGAAAGUUUCUAUGUAUUAUUGAAUUGUAACUCACCAAAAUGCCCAUUAAUGAAACAUGUAGUAAAUUGUAACAGAUUAAUUGCUAGAAAGGCAAGAACAAACAACAAUUCCACAACAAUUAUGAUGCAUGAAAUGUAUUUUAUUGGAAGGUCUAGGGAGUUCCUCACCUGUUUGUUGCGUAGAUAAUAAUUGCUGGAAAUGUUAUUUGAUUACCGUAGUACCGCUAUCAGGGAGCAGUGUUGUUAACUUGGUAUACUUACACACAGAGUGAUGUUGCAGUAUAUCUCAUGCCAAAGAGCAAAGAGAAAGUGAAUCAUGUUCUACAUCUCAUGUCAUGACCAGAUACUGGUUCAUCAAUUGAAUUCAGAGUCACAAACAUUUAAUGUUAAUGUGUUGAACUGCCAAGAGUUAAAUCUCUCAGAACUACCAUAAUAAAUGACACAGCUUCUGUAGCCUCAUACAAUUUCAAACAAUACUGUGAAAAUAUUUGUCCUUUAGAUGUACAUACUUUUACGUAUAUUUUCAAUCAUCAGAUGUGAGUCAAGACCGACAGGCUUUACCUUUGCACAAGGAUGACAACUGACUCGUUUAGAAUGCAGCCUAUCAAAACGACAAAUAGACUUACACAAAAACCAUGUCUUUCUGAAAGAAUGGUACAUAUUAAAUAAGGAAUCUUUUUUUCAACAUCAUAAAUAAUUGGAAUACACCAGA
Molecule: messenger RNA, 3639 nt
Organism: Branchiostoma belcheri (Belcher's lancelet)
Lineage: Eukaryota; Metazoa; Chordata; Leptocardii; Amphioxiformes; Branchiostomatidae
Exons: 9
Coding region: 949-2616 (555 amino acids)
Source: RefSeq, a predicted model, not a curated record